AGUCUGACCUCGUUGUUUGUCAUCUUACAUACACCAUCCCGUCGCCAUAGCCAUCCGAACCCUGCCUUGGGUCCUCCCUCUGCACGCUCGAUUUCUCGCCGCGGACGUUGCUCGACACUCACUGGAAGCUUGGAUCCUGCUGGUUUGCGCCACGCGGGGAUCUUUAAGAUCUUUUUUGAGGAGGCAUGGCUCGCAAGAAAAUCCGAGAGUAUGACUCCAAGCGCAUCCUGAAAGAGCACUUGAAGAAGCUUGCUGGCAUUGACAUUGCCAUAAAAUCCGCCCAGGUGACCGAGAGCACAGACUUUACCAAACUAGCUGAACAGGAACCAUGGCUGAACUCCACGCGCCUCGUCGUGAAGCCAGAUAUGUUGUUCGGCAAGCGAGGAAAGAGUGGCUUGGUGGCUCUCAACUUAGAUUUAGCAGGUGUGGUAGCUUUCGUGAAGGAGCGUUUGGGUAAAGAGGUCGAGAUGAGUGGUACCAAAGGUCCGAUUACCACUUUUAUUGUGGAACCUUUUGUUCCCCACAAGGAUGAGUACUACCUUUCAAUUGUAUCUGAUCGUCUCGGGGUGAACGUAAGCUUCUCCGAGUGCGGUGGUAUUGACAUCGAAGAGAAUUGGGACAAGGUGAAGGCCAUUUUUGUUCCUACUGAGCAGAGUACUCUCACAAGUGAGAUAUGUGCUCCUUUGGUUGCUACUCUUCCACUUGAGGUCCGACCCAAGAUAGAGGAGUUCCUCAAGGGUGUCUUCAUUGUCUUCAGUGAGUUGGACUUCACACUAUUGGAAAUGAAUCCAUUCACAAUUGUUGAUGGGACUCCAUACCCGUUAGACAUGCGUGGUGAACUGGAUGACACUGCUUUAUUCAAGAACACUCAGAAAUGGGGAAAUGUCGAGUUUCCUUUGCCUUUUGGCAGGACAAUGAGUCCGGCUGAGGAGAAAAUUCACCGCAUGGAUGAAAAGACCGGUGCCUCCUUGAAAUUGACAAUCUUGAACCCUGAAGGCCGAAUCUGGACCAUGGUCGCUGGGGGAGGUGCAAGUGUUAUCUACUCUGAUACGGUUGGAGACUUAGGCUUUGCUAGUGAGCUGGGUAACUAUGCGGAGUAUAGUGGUGCGCCUAAUGAAGAAGAAACCCUUCACUUUGCACGUGCCCUAAUUGAUUGUUGCACUGCAAAUCCUGAUGGACGCCGAAGAGCGCUAGUCGUUGGAGGUGGAAUUGCCAACUUCACUGACGUUGCUGCUACAUUCAAUGGUAUUAUUCGUGCUUUCAGGGAAAAGGAAUCGCAGCUUAAAGCAGCUCGUGUCCAGAUUUAUGUCCGGAGAGGAGGCCCCAACUACCAAAAAGGGCUUGCCAAAAUGAGGGAACUGGGAGCUGAGAUUGGAAUUCCAAUUGAGGUAUAUGGACCAGAAGCAAGUAUGACUGGAAUUUGCAAGCAAGCAAUCGACUACAUCAGCAUCGCCGCAUAGACAAAAAUGUAGGGGUCUUCAAUUGCCAUUCUUUCUUCACCGCUACUUGAGCAUACAAUAGUAUUGUCUAUUAUACAAGUAGCGUUGCACUGAUGUAUGCUCAUAGAAUGGCAGGAAUUGCAUAGUUGGGCAACAUUUUAUUCAUUCACAUUAUUCUGAGAAAGACUUGUUCGUACAUCACUUAUGGUUUGAUUACCUACGCACUACAGCGUCACAAUGCAAUCAAUUCAUCAAUAUCAUCAAUUCCAUCUCAUUCAUCUGUUCA
Messenger RNA from Physcomitrium patens, 1725 nucleotides. Its product is annotated as ATP-citrate synthase alpha chain protein 3. The record is from RefSeq and is a predicted model, not a curated record. Gene Ontology annotation, biological process: tricarboxylic acid cycle; succinyl-CoA metabolic process. NCBI's taxonomy places the organism in Eukaryota, Viridiplantae, Streptophyta, Bryopsida, Funariales, Funariaceae. Gene Ontology annotation, molecular function: succinate-CoA ligase (ADP-forming) activity. Gene Ontology annotation, cellular component: succinate-CoA ligase complex.